This is a messenger RNA of Homalodisca vitripennis (glassy-winged sharpshooter), 8362 nucleotides long. Its product is annotated as tyrosine-protein kinase hopscotch-like. Bases 277 to 3621 code for a protein of 1114 amino acids. Gene Ontology annotation, molecular function: ATP binding; non-membrane spanning protein tyrosine kinase activity; cytokine receptor binding. Lineage: Eukaryota; Metazoa; Arthropoda; Insecta; Hemiptera; Cicadellidae. The transcript has 17 exons. Gene Ontology annotation, biological process: hemopoiesis; cell differentiation; cytokine-mediated signaling pathway. Gene Ontology annotation, cellular component: membrane; cytoskeleton; cytosol. The record is from RefSeq and is a predicted model, not a curated record.
CAUGGAUGUUUUCAAAACAAAACAUUGAUGUUAUGUGUUCAAGUGUUCUAGUUAGGAACAGGUUAAGAAGAAUAUUGAUAAUGUAAUAAAUGUGAACUGUGGGGAUGAGAGUAAAAUAGGGUUAACUUAUAUGAAUAUUUGAUCGGGUUCUGGGUAGGCUAGUAAUCAAAGUAAUGUAAUCACCAAUGUGUCUGACUAAGGCCUAGAUUUGUUUAUAAUUUUAGUUUAGAUACAGGCCUAUCCGUUUUCCAUUCAUUGACAACUUUGAAAUAAAUCAUGGAUUACAGCCAGUUUAUUAAAGUGUAUGAUAUUAUUCAUAAAGAUCCUGUACGUUGUGCCAUUGAUAAGGAAACUAGAGCGGAGGACAUAGUUGUGGACCUGUGUCAGAGAUUUAAAAUAAAACCUGUUGCUCGGCAUUUAUUUUCUCUCUGUUUUCAUAAUACUAAAGAGUGGGUAAGUCCACUUGUCAGAUUAGUUGAUUCUAAAACUACAGUUUUUGAUUUUAGACUGAGAUUCAAAGUUCCAGACUUCAGUAAAUUAAGAAUUCUUGACAAUGAAGCAUACAACUUCUAUUUUCAUCAAGCAAGAAGUGAUGUGUUGAAUAAUAAAGUACCUGAUAUUAGUUGUGAAAAGAACAAAAAAGAACUUUUGGGAAUGGGUGUAGCAGACAUGUACAGAGUUAUGUUAGAGACAGGUGCAUCAAGAGAUGCUGUGGAAAGUGAUUACAAAAAGUAUAUACCAAAAGAAGUAUAUAAACGUCAUAUGUUUUUUGUGAAGCAACCUAUGCAUAACUCCCUCGAUAGUAUAGAAAAGUAUGCCAAACAGGGAAAACAUGAACCAUGGUUUGUAAAGGAUCAAUAUUUGAAACAGCUUGAAGAUUUGGCACCUAAUUAUUUAUGUGAGGAAUUCAAGGCUUUUAUUGAUGAAGGAGGGACCGUAAGAGGAAUAAACAUUCAUGUUAAUCCAUAUGAUAAGGAAUUUCCAGGUGUUAAGUUUCUGUACGAUGGCCAUACCGAUUGGAUUCAUGUUUGUUCAAUUGAAGAUCUAUGUUUUAUAACAGUGAGAAGCGAUGGAACCAUGGAAAUAGCUCGGAAAACGGGAAUACCAAUUUAUUUCAAAUUUCUGUCCAUUUUAAGUAUGUUCUCAUUGGUCAGUCUGUUGGAUGGAUACUACAGACUCGGGGUGAAAUGGACUUUCAGUCUAUCUAAGGAUUUACCUACCCCCUCACUGGAGAGGCUUCAUGCCAUCAAAUGCCAUGGUCCUGUCGGAGGUGAGUUUUCCUACUGUAAACUGGAGAAAAUCAGGUCCAACAAGCCAGGUUGUUACAUUUUGCGAGAAAGCGAAUUAGAGUACGACCAGUACUAUCUGGACGUUUGCGUAGAAAACAGCACCAAGCCCACAACAUACAAGAUAGAAAGGCGGAUUGGUGGUGGAUUUUCAUUCGGUAAUGAGGAGAAACGCUACAGCACCAUGCAGGAACUCAUGGCCAUGUUAAAGUCACCAGAAAGUCCUGUCAAACUAGCAGAGUGUCUGCCACCUUCAGAGUACGACGUAUCGCCACUGCUGCUCUGCCGCCUGGAGAAGGAGAACUUUGACGCUGCUGACGAAGACGAAGUGUCCCAGACGUUACCGUGUGUCACACAUUUCAUAGAUCCCAAAGAACUGCAACUCUUCAAAGGUCAUACCAAAGAGCACCAAGGCAGGAUAUCUGUGGUGUAUAGAGGGGUUUGGCGGAGGAAAAAGAAGAAAAAGAUUGAUAUAGCAUUGAAAGUGUUCAAAUCCGACCACCACAAAGUAGAGGAACAGCUGGAGCUGCUGGGACAGUGGGCAUCUGUCCAUUCCCCCGCUUUGGUGAGACUGUACGGUAUCACUCUCAACAGUCCCCUGGGCAUGGUGAUGGAGCUGCUUCCACUGGGACCUCUAGACUCCUACCUUCGCCACCAAUCGAUGCACGUUAAAGAGGUGGACUUGGUAGAGGCAGCCAAUUAUUUGGCCACUGCGCUGUGGAAUCUGGAGGAAGCAGGAGUGGUCCACGGUAAUGUCCGUUGUCACAAGUUGUUGGUGGCAGCUCACACUGACUCAUCUUUCGUGGUGCGACUCGCCGACUCGGGACUGUCCAGGCAGUACACCAACAAUGACAUUCACUGGCUGGCACCGGAGUGCUACCAACUGAAGGACAACACCCACAAAACAACAGCAUCGGACGUUUGGGCUUUCGGUACAACCCUGUGGGAGAUCUUCUCUAAGGGCCAACAUCCUUCUGUGUCAGAACCCGACUUGAAGAAGUACUACCUGAGUGGGAAACGUCUUUCUCAGCCAAAAAGAUGUUCGUCCGAUCUCUACCGGUUGAUGAUGGAGUGUUGGACCCUUGAUCCUCAGAGACGCAAAAAGACACAAGAAGCCAUGAGAGAUAUCAACCACUUGCUCUACCAAGUGUUCAACUCUCGCCGGAUGCACUCCUAUGCUGUGGCACUCCCUAGGAAUCAUGGUCACACGCAAACUCACAGCAAAGCAGACACUGUCAGCUUCUCUGUGUCUUCCUCCCAGUCUACCAUCAUAUCCGAGCUGUCCAUGGACAGCAGCAAUGCCGAAAAUCUGAUAGAUUUCAGCAAGCAGUGGGGAGAGAGCUCUUGGCUACUGGCAACGUCACAAGAGCUAAACCAGGUCUCGGACAGCCAUUCGCCCGAUAUGUCUACAGGAUUCUCUCACUUGGACUUCUCUACCAACACCAACACUCUGGACAGCGUAUCUUCGCUGCAGUGCAUCUUCGAACUGGAGGCAGACUGCAAUGUUGUUCUCCAGGGCAGGAUUGGUCAGGGUUUCUACGGAGAAGUGUACCGAGGGUCCUUGGAGCAGCUGGACAAGGACUGCGAGCCGCAGUUGGUGGCUGUAAAGAGACUGAAGGCUGACAGCAUUAGCGCCAACCGUCAAGACUUUGAGAGGGAAAUCGAUAUCAUGAAACGCCUGAAACAUGAGAACAUUGUAGAGAUCAAGGCUGUGAUCAGUGAGCCGGAAGUGAGCCUAGUGAUGGAGUUCAUCCCUCACGGUUCCCUCCAGUGUUACCUCAAGAUCAACCGAGACCGUCUGCGGCCCGAGCAUCUGCUCAAGUUUGCUCUGGACGUUGCCAAGGGAAUGGAUUAUCUCGGCCACAAGAACAUAGUCCACCGAGAUCUUGCUGCUCGCAACAUCCUGGUCGCCAGCGAUUCCCACGUCAAGAUCUCGGACUUUGGGCUGGCUCAGGUGAUGGGCAGCAACGACUAUUACAUCCUCAAGACCAGCCGGGAGCUCCCCAUCAAGUGGUACGCUCCCGAGUCAUUGCGGGACGGCAAGUUCUCCCCACGCUCAGACAUGUGGUCUUACGGCGUCACACUGUUUGAGAUGUUCUCGCUGGGACAAGACCCCCAGUUGCCAUCACUGGCGGAGGACAGCACCGACCAGGCCCAGCUGUUGGCAGCCCUGGAAGCGGGAGUGAGGCUGCCCUGCCCCGUCGCCUGUCCUCAACACAUCUACGUCACAAUUGUCUACCCUUGCUGGCUACAAGACUCUCAUAGCAGACCCACCUUCCGUGCAAUGGCUCAGACUAUUGAACAGCUACGUUCUACGUACUUGUGCGCUGCUUAGUACGUUUGUUUGUUCUUCAAACUGAAAUAUGGUACAGUCGCAUUUAUUUAAUCUCAAUGAACACAGUCUUUUGAAUUGCAAAGGCCUAAAGUUCUACCAAUUAGAACAAUUGAUUUAUAUUGUGCCUAAUCCCCUUAAUACUGUUGUCAAGUCACUGAAGCUCUCAUUAAGUGUUAUUGAUACAACUUAUCUUUUGUUUGUACUUCUUAAUGAGGUAAAUUCGAUGAAGUACCUCGUUUUCUUUAUAUACCAUUUUAAGAUUUAUAAUGGGGUCCUAAAUCAUAGCUAAAUAAAAACAAAAACAGAGCGUAAAACAUGUUCUAUUCCUCAAUGUUUAGCAUAAAGUGCAUUUACUCUAUAGUAUUUACAAACGAACAUACAAUUCAUGAAUGCAUUUCAGUAGUUGCAGUCUAUAUCAGAUCAUAAUUGUUUUUUUCUUGAAAUGCAAAUUUGUAUGGUUUUGGUUUUUUCUUAUUUGAGGGAAAGAGUUAAAGACUCUGAACGUGGUCCUGAAAGGACCUUUUCGCCUCCUUUACUUAAGUUUUAGGCUUUCAGAACCUGAGGCUUUUACAACAGCCUAUGAGAUUUGAGGGCACCUAUUCUCUGAUAUCCUUUGGACUGAGAAGACAAGCUCUUAAGAUUUUUUCUGGUUUUGCAAGUGGCAGGACAGUUUAACCGGCCCUCUGAUUCUUGUGCCUUUCUGCAGAGUCUGCAUUCAUCAGUCCAGCUUAGACCCACCUUCAUCAGAUGUUUCCUAAGAGCGCCAUGUCCUGUCAGCAUCCAUAGUACAAGUCGUAUAUAUCCUCCUUGCUUAGAUCUACGAGUCUCAACCAUCCUUUUGCAUAUGGAGGGAUACAAAUUUUUUGAUUGCCUAAGGAUUUUCUCCAGAUCUUGAAUCUAAUCGCCUAUUCCCGAUCAUUUAGGAAAAGGCUACUCCACAGCCCGGCUCUGGCCCUAUCAAAAAGCUUUCAGAGCCUAUCUUAGCAAAGGUGUCAGCUGUUUCGUAUGAUUAAAAAGUAAAAGUUUUGUAUGGUAUUAGCGUUAUUUUAGUUGUUUCCUUCAUAUCCGAUGUAUUCACCUAUCCAACAUCAUCUACAUGUUGACGGAGAAUAAAUGCGACUGUACUGUUCUCUCAUAACACAUGCUCAUACAUAGCUGUAUUGAAGGCUUCAUCGUUGUGCUCAAACUUUGCAUGUAUUUCAUUUUUUUCUAGCCAAAGACAUACAUUAGGUGUUAAAUGUAUUUUCUUGUAAAUUUACUUACAUCGUUUCACCCUGUGAUACAUUUGUACAUUAAAAGUUUAUACAUAAAUACAUUGUUAAAAGUUGAUAAAAAAAUGUUUGCAUUUACAUACGCUAAUAAGAUUUAGGACGAAAUUUAGGACUUAACACUUGAUUGUUAUACAACUGGAUCACUUUUGAGAGGGAGCUAGGUUGAAAUAUGCAACCAAUUCUUACUUAUUUUAACAAUUCACCUCAGUUAAAAUUAAUAAUAAUUAAUCAGUAAUAAUAAUUAUUGAUCUGAAUAGCAUUGUAAUUAAGUUUCAUACUAUUAUACUUUGAACACUAUAAUUAUUGUAAGAAAACAGAAAUUCAAAAAUUGAAAAAAGGAAAAAUCCCAUUUAUAUUUUAUUUCAACUUUUGAGAUUUUUAUAAAUAAGCUAAGCACUUAAGCCUUAAUACUUAGGGAGAAAACUCCUUUCUUUGACAAGAAUUGUGCACUGUGUAUUUUGUGCAGCAUGUUUACCUGAGUUAAAUAAGUUAAUAUUUAGUAAGCUACCUCUAUAAUACUACUUCUAGUUUUAAUUCUCCAUCUUAAGUUAUUUUUUAAAUAAAUGUGCAUAAUAUUGUACGGCAUACAAAGUCUAUAUUAAAAAAAAAAACAAAAAACUUGCAGGAUUUUGAAAAGAUACUUUUUUACCAAUGUGUCAAAAUUAAUGAUAUGAAUUUAGCUUAACAGUUGGAAAGGUUUUUACAUCUUAUUUAAAAUUUUGUAAUAGCUUUCCCUAUUUUGAUUUUGCGGAUCAAAAGGCACCUUGUUUAUAGGUUUGUUUAGCGCUCUCAGAUGACAGAGCUUCAGACACUCAGAGCCUGUGCUGCGAAUUUCUUUAAGCAUCCCAUCCUCUGAUGUUUUGCAUGUGUCUGCUUAAACUUAAUUAACAUUUGUAAGUUAGGUCUACAUUUGUCUCAUUCGCUGAGCGUUAGCAAAGCUUACCACUUGUGAGGCUGGAAUUCAUUUCUAUCCGUCUGUCUAUCUGUUUGUCUGUCCACACAAUUUGAAAUUUUGCUUGAAUCUUGAUUCCUAUUUAUGCAGAACCGAGGUAACCACAAUGGCAAUGAGAAAAUAGCAGAGUAAGUAAAUCAUAUGACAUGUCAAUAAUUGUAGCUUAUUCACUCAGUAAAAAGUAAAAAUAAUAGAGUGGAAAGUCAAUGUUAGAUGACAAGAUUCGAUUUCUGCGUGUUGUAGUAACCUCCCUACCUUACAAAACUUGUAUUAUUUAAACACUGCUAUGAACCUAACCCAAUUAACAGAAAUAUUUAUCUAUUACUUGGCAAGAUAUCUCAGGAUCAUCUGUAGACUUUUAAUUUUGCAUGAAAGUUGAUCUCUACAUAGACAAGAAUGAGUUUUAUGAUGGUACAUGUCCAACCAUGCAAUUUGGCUGAGCGUCAUUGAAGCCUAUCGCUCAGUAGUCCGACACAGUUUCUCUUUUAUCUUGGCAGGGGGAAGGGGGGAUGUAAAAAUUUCGUUUCUGUAUAAAGUCUAAAUAACUAUACGUCUACAGAACAUCUUGAGAAAGAAAUGAGCUAGAGACUUGAAAUUUUGCGUGAAUCUUCAGUGAAAUCUUUUAAGCGACACAUGGUGUAGCGUCCUCCUACCUUGUACAUGAAGUAAAAUGUCUGCAGCUCAAAAUGUGUUUGGAUAUCCUUCCCAUAAUGCUAUACCGUUUGGUGCUUGGGUAUAAGGAAUAAUCCUUUGGUGCAGAAUUUCGUCUCGGACCACAGGACAGUUGGUCCUCCAGGACCUUAGCAGUUACAUUAGUUUUUCUAGGAGUCAAUUAGUCCAUCCAGCCAUCCCUUGUUUGUUAGUGAAUUGAAAUCAGAGGAUCAGUAUUGUGGUCACAUCAUACUUUUUGCAAUCUGGCAUCUAUUAUAAUCCCUUUCCCUGCGUUCCAUUUUUUCCUUAUAUGUUGCUGGCAGUGGGAAAGAAUAAUCACUUCUUUUGAGCACAAAUAUUGUCACUAAAACAUCAUUUUACCAGUAAACAAAUCACUCCACUUGAUCUAGUUGGUUGAGCGUCAGCGAAGUCUAUCACUAAAGUAUAAAUUUUAUUUUGAGACUGUCCACACGAUAUCUCGAAACCGGACUGACUUGUAACUUUUGCAUGAAGCUGCAUAUAUGUGUAGGCAACAUUGAGUCCGAUGAUGGAGCGUGUUUCCCCAAAGGAUUUGGCUGAGCAUUAGUGUACCUGUUUUCGGUCUUAUGGGUAACGACAAUGGCAACAAGAAAGUUCCAGAAAAAAUAAGUUUGUAAACAAACAGUGUACUGUCAUAUGAUAUUUUAAUAUGUGACACAAGUAGCUACACGCUUGAUAUUUCUCAUGCAGACUUGGUGAAGCCUUUUAUGUGACAUUGGUGUUUUGUACUCCUACCUUAUAGUCAUGAAACAAAAAUUCCCGAUGUAGUGGUAGAGAAACAAAAAACUACUAGUAGUUACUAUUGAUGCAAACCUUUUUGGGACAACCAUGCUGUUUUCCAUCCUACCUUUAUUCAGUCAAAGUCUUUAUUCAACAAAUCGUUUUUAUUCACCCAAGCCACACGUGGCCUAUCUCACUCAGUUCCCACAGCUCCAGUGAUUGUCUUAUUCCAUCCAGAGAUAUCCAUAUAACUGCCUCAGGGAGCAAUAGAGCAAUCAAAAUAUGGGAUCAUUUGCACUCUGAGAUGACCAAAUUCCUUGCUGAGUGAUUUUGCACGAUGAAAAGAUGUUAUUAGCGUCAGUAUUGUACUUACAAGACACAGCCACUCUCAUCAACUGUUAAUUGGAAUGGAAACCAUUCAACACAGCAACUCGCUAUCUUUACUAUCAAAAGACACAGAUAGUCAUCUUUCAGCGUUGGGUUCUUGAAUUUCUCAUUUGUGUCGAAAAGUGCACAGCUUUGGCACAGUCCAGCCUGUUUCAGAUACGCAUCUGCCACCGUGUGCUUCUUCCCACUAAAUCCACAAAUUCUCAUCAGACGCAGUGUUAUAGUUUUUAGAGAAUAAUUUGCUUGUUUAAAAUGUGAACUAAAUUAGUGUCAUCAGCUUUACCUUAACGGUACAGAAGAAAGAGAUGAAUGACAUUUGAACUUUUUUACAAAGAUAAUGGGAGCCAAGCAUUAAGCACUUGUAUGAACGUCUUCAAAAUCAUAAAAUUUAUCUUUCAAUCUAGCCAUUAGCUUUUUAUGGCCAGUGUAACUUUCGAUUAGCGGUAACUCAUUAUUCAAAAUACCAGAAAAUUUUCAUAUUUUCUGUUAGAUUACAAAUGUACAAGUCAUUAAUUAGCUUAACAAGGUUCGAGUCUGGGCGAUGUCCGUUCUGAGUUUUCCUGAGAAACACUGUUAGUGACUGAAACAUGAAGUUGUACUGUGCGUUUAAAAAACAUCUGAUUCAAAAGUGUUUCAUCAAUUUCCUGAACAAGUUCACAGCUGCUGACUAUCGAUAUUUUUGGUAUAAAUUGUUUUUGUCAACUGAAACUUGUUAAUUAAA